AGAGGAAACAGCGCUUCAGUCUCGUACAGCAUCAGUUAUGGAAGCUGCUCAUCCCGACGCGUUUGUUUAUAUUAUUCAUUCUUUACGUUUUCCGUUCAGAUUUUUUUCCCUGCACUAUGUUUGCCUUUCACGUCAUCUUAUCUCCUACUGAAGUUCAACCAAUUUAAGUGGACUGAGGCUGAUAAGGCUGCUAUGGACAUAGUUUAAACGAUUAUGAGGAGAUCUGUAAAAGCAAGGGAAUAUUAAUGGACUUCUGAGAGAGCCGUAUGUAAACAUUUCUUUCUUUAUAAGUCAAACUGCAUGACAGAAGGACAGAGGACCUGCGUCUGUUUUUUUCCCUGUUUUUCCAAAUCUCUUCUCCCCAAGGGACUUCCUAAAUCAAGUACUGUAAAUCUGCUGUAUUCGUGUAUUGAAACCUGGUAUGUUUGAAAAGGAGCUCCUCUUGUAAUUUAUUCCAUAGCUCAGUGUGAAAUUCUGCACCACUUUGUCAUUAGAGUGUAUGCAAGAGGUUCAUACUCCACUGCAAAGUUUUUCCUCCUGAAGGCUUGCCUCAGCAGCAAGUAAUUUCCUCAGCAUGGCUUUGCCUGAUAAUACCGGUGGCAUUUCAGAGGAGAUGGCCUUUCCAGAGAUUAUUGAACUCAAUGUAGGGGGCCAGGUAUAUAUAACUCGUUACUCGACUCUCACAAGUGUUCCUGACUCACUCUUAUGGGAGAUGUUCAGCCAGAAAAGCGCUAAGAAUCUGGCACGUGACACCAAGGGCCGCUUUUUUGUUGACCGUGAUGGCUUUCUUUUUCGCUAUAUCCUGGACUAUAUGAGAGACCAACAACUUGUUUUGCCUGACCAUUUCCCAGAGCGAGGGAGACUACAACGAGAGGCUGAGUACUUCAACCUUCCCGAGUUAGUCAAACUUCUGGCUCCGAAGAUCAGCAAGCAGAACUCACUGGGCGAUGAUGGAUGCCAGAGUGACCCAGAGGAGUCGUCACCCAGUGCUGACGCAGGCCGAAACUUGACGUCUUUGGGGACAGCGACCUGCAGCAGCCUAGCAGCCAGCGACGGCAAGCGCACUGGGUUCAUCACCAUCGGCUACCGAGGCUCCUACACGCUGGGCCGUGAUAGCCAAACCGACGCUAAAUUCCGGCGUGUGGCCCGGAUCAUGGUGUGCGGGAAGACGUCAUUGGCCAAAGAGGUUUUUGGAGAAACCCUGAAUGAAAGCCGUGACCCUGACCGGCCGCCGGAGCGGUACACCUGUCGCUACUAUCUGAAGUUCACUUUCCUUGAACAGGCUUUCGACAAGCUGGCUGAUGCUGGUUUUCACAUGGUGGCAUGCAACUCGACAGGCACAUGCGCUUUCACACAUGACCAAACUGAUGACAAGAUCUGGACCAGCUACACGGAAUACGUUUUCUACCGUGAGUGAGACCAGACCCGUGUUCCUGACCCUUCUCCUCCCAAACCUACUUGCCUCUCUUUGAGAUCAUGCUCCCUUAGAUACAGACACUUCUAGAUCACCAUCCCAAACCUCCAACAAGACUUACCCUUGAUGCUUCUUGUCAUGAUUGACCAUUUCCCCUCUCUUCAAACCAACUCUGUCCCCUCAACUAGAAACAGCUCUUGAUACUCCUGUUACCAUUUCUGGCCUUUGUGAAGUACUGUGUCAUGCUGUUGGGUUUUUGAUUUUAUGGUGUCUGUUGUUUUAAACUGGCAAAAGGCCAGAUGAAAGGGCUUGGAUGGAGCCUCUCUGUAUCUCCAAGUAGCCUUGGCACCAAACUAUAAAAAUAGUACUCUUCUCAACUGUCUAUCACAUAAGUGGACAUUCAUGGCUUUCUUGAAUGUUGGUUAUCUGUAAGACAUUCAGUCGUUCUAUUGUUAAGCUAAAUAUUUUGGGACCAAGCCAUUAGGAAACCAGCAGUUAGACAGAAUAGGUGAAUGAACCAUAAAGCUGAGAGACACGCACAUCAUUCAGAAUCUGCGAUGGGACUUCAUGUAAAGAAGCUACAGUUGCCACUCCGGCACAGUGAUCUGCCAUGUUUAGUUUCUGUCAAUCCAUAGCAAAGUGUGUUCAUACGAAAAGAAAUGUGUGUUAUGCUGUUGUAAUUCUAACUAGCACAAAGUGUUACACCAGAAGGGGAAUUUGCCUUCUUGCCAAAGCACAUCAAGGGCUGAACUCUGAGCAGGAGGCUGUGGAACACACAGACAAAAAAGGAUUAAGGUGUUGCCUGAAAUCUGCUCAGUAAAGCCUCAUGACAUUUAUUAAUAGUGACAUGAACAUGUUCUGUUCUUUUUUUUGUGCUGUAAAGAGAAAUGUUCAUCAAAACAUUUCAUCUCUGCUUUUUUGAUAUUUCUGUGUCUAGUUUCCAGCCACACUCUUGGUUAUGCCUUUUAAGGAUUUUUUUUUUUUAUCAUGAUUUCCCUGCUGUGUGUAUGUAACCUUACACCAUUUCCAUUUCCAUAUUUGUAAGAAACAGAUACUGCAGAUAUAUUAGCAUAUUUUCUUUUUUUUUAACAGCUAGCUUAGUUGAUUAUUUAAUGCUUAUUCUCGUAAGAAAACACACAGAUUUAUGAAGUAAAGUCAGGAAAGUUUAGGUUAAAUGAACAUUCAUGUUAGCAACACAGCAAAUUCUUAAGAGAUUAAAUGGGUGUGAAUACAAAAAACUAAAAGCAGAUGGAAAAUACAUUUUCAGGUUCACCCUCAGGAUUUGCACAGCAGUUGUUACCUCAGAUCUCUAGAAAGUAUUAAGGCACAAAUAGUAACAUGACCAUUUCGAGUAAAACCUUUUCACUUAAUGCUUUCAUUAGUCAGAUUCUUGCCACAUAUGUGCUAUUGCCUGACAAGAAAACGUUUACAUUGAGCCACUCAUAUCCUUAACUAGGAUAUCUUAUUAUCCUAUUAAGUUUCUUGUGAAGACAUUCUGUGUUGUUAGCAGCAAGUUAGCAAAAUAAAAGUGCUAAAAAGCAGCAUGAAUUAAUCAGCAAUGCCUGUAAUGUGUGGUGAAUUAAAGUACCAAGCAGUCGUGUAUUCA
Hemibagrus wyckioides is the source of this 3020-nucleotide messenger RNA. It is a transcript of the gene kctd12b, whose product is annotated as potassium channel tetramerisation domain containing 12b. Lineage: Eukaryota; Metazoa; Chordata; Actinopteri; Siluriformes; Bagridae. Gene Ontology annotation, molecular function: protein binding. The record is from RefSeq and is a predicted model, not a curated record. Bases 575 to 1417 code for a protein of 280 amino acids. The transcript has a single exon. Gene Ontology annotation, biological process: protein homooligomerization; regulation of G protein-coupled receptor signaling pathway.